AUGAGUAUUAAAAAAGCUGCUAUUUGUUAUUUAACUCGAAUACCUGAUGGAGAAACAAUUGAAUUUGCUGAACAACUUGCACGAGAUUCUCGUUUAUCAUCAAAUACAGAUAUUUAUAUUAUGAUUGAUGAUAAUAAUUAUCAAAUUCAAUCAAAUUCAUUAAUAAAUUUUAUUCAAAUAAAUAAUAAUGAAUGUAUAACAAAUGGUUAUCAUUCAUCAAAUAAACUUGAAAUGAAUAAAGAUUGUAUAUCAUGGGAUAAAGCAUUAUAUUAUUUUUGUCAAGUAAAACAAAUGAAUUAUUCAUUUGUAUGGCUUAUUGAAGAUGAUACAUUUAUUCCAUCAGUUGAUGCUUUUGUUUCUUUACAUGAAAAAUAUUCGAAAGAAGGACAAGGAGAUUUAAUUUGUCAAAGAAAUGAAGAAAAUUUAUAUGGAAAUACAUCAACAUGGAAAUGGAGUGAUGUGGUUGGAAAAUUUUCACCACCUUGGUAUCAUUCGAUGGUUUGUGCUAUUGGUUGUAGUCGAAAAUUACUUGAUACAAUUGCGAAUUAUGCUCAACAAAAACGUUUUCUACCAUUUAUUGAAUAUAUGUUUAAUACAUUAGCUAUGCAAAAUCAUUUAAAAGUUGUUAAUCCACCGGAAUUAAGUACAAUUGUAUUUCGAGAAAAUUGGACAUGGGAACAUAUUCAACAAAGACCUAAUAAUUGGUUUCAUCCGUUUAAAAACGAACAUAUCAGACGAGAUAAUCGUUUAAAAAUGGCAAAUGCAUGGAAAGCACCUCCACAAAAUACUGAACAGAUGGCAAAUGUAUGGCAAACACCUUCACAAAAUACAGGAUAUCAAGGAAAUACACAAUGUCAAGGACAAAUGCCUCAAUAUCCAUAUUUUAUGGAACCUUCAUAUUGUCCACCACCACCACCACCACCAAAUAGUGGAAAUGUUAUUUCAUCACUUGUCUAUCCGCCUAAUGUACCGCCUCCUUAUCCACCUCAUUAA
Adineta steineri is the source of this 993-nucleotide messenger RNA. The record is from the annotation of a GenBank genome assembly. NCBI's taxonomy places the organism in Eukaryota, Metazoa, Rotifera, Eurotatoria, Adinetida, Adinetidae.